UCGUGAGUGGAGAUCGAUGAUCGGAUCGAGGUAUUCCGUUCGAACUUCGCAGCCAGAAGCGACGGGAACUCCGAGACGCUCGAUUCGACGGCUCAAUUCGACUAGAUUUUCUAGUCUAAUUUAAAGAGUCGACGCGUUGGCGGUAUAAAAGCUAGGUAAUGAAGAUACAGUCAGCAUUCUAUUAGAACACUCCGUCAACGAUGCGUGCACUCAUUGUUUUAUGUCUUGUGGCCGCCGCCACCGCCGGCCGACUGUCUUCCGGCUACAAUUAUGGCCAAGGGUCUACGGCCAGUAUUGGUGGCACCAGUGGAGGAUCUGUGUCUGGAGGUGUUGCAACCGGCGGACUGGCUGGUCCAGUCAGCUACAGUGCUGCUCCCCAGUCGCAGGUGCACAAGGAGUUCUACACCUUCUACGCCAACGACGCCGACUUUGAGGAUCGCGAUGCCCUGCAACGGGCUCUGGCCUCCGUAAAGAAGAGCGUCAGGGUGAUCUUCAUCAAGUCUCCGGAGAACCGUGGCUAUGAGAACGCUGUCCUGGCUCUGGCCAAGCAAGCUGCUCAGCAGCAGACCGCCAUCUACGUGCUCCACAAGCAGACCGACAUCAACGAGCUGGCCCAGAAGUUCAACGCCGUCCGCCAGAAUGCCAACCAGAAGCCAGAGGUGCACUUCGUCAAGUACCGCACUCCCGAGGAUGCUGCCAACGCCCAGCGGGCCAUCCAGUCCCAGUACGACCAGCUAGGCGGAACCAGCCAAUCGAUCAACGGAGGAGUGGCCAACGCCAUCAACUUCGCCUCAAGAGGAGCUGCCCCAGCCCGGGCUGCCCCUCAAACUCAGACACCGGAAGCCAACUAUCUGCCAGCCUCGAUCCUCAGCCGUCUGCGACACUAAGGCUUUUUUAGCCAU
Molecule: messenger RNA, 902 nt
Organism: Drosophila bipectinata
Lineage: Eukaryota; Metazoa; Arthropoda; Insecta; Diptera; Drosophilidae
Gene: TwdlP
Product: TweedleP
Source: RefSeq, a predicted model, not a curated record